Molecule: messenger RNA, 1944 nt
Organism: Cladophialophora psammophila CBS 110553
Lineage: Eukaryota; Fungi; Ascomycota; Eurotiomycetes; Chaetothyriales; Herpotrichiellaceae
Exons: 3
Coding region: 1-1944 (647 amino acids)
Biological process (GO): transmembrane transport; oligopeptide transport
Cellular component (GO): membrane
Molecular function (GO): dipeptide transmembrane transporter activity
Source: RefSeq, a predicted model, not a curated record
AUGUCUGAGAUGCUGGAUGUAUCAGAGGAUAAACCUCUGAUGUCUCCCGACGUGCCCGAUGAGGACACCGUCUAUCCCACCGAGGAGGAGCUGGAGACUCUUCCCCGCGUCGCGGAUAAGAUCCCCUGGCGCGUCUACACGGUCGCCUUCGUGGAACUGUGUGAACGCUUUUCGUACUACGGCACGCAAAUACUGUUCCAGAAUUUCGUCCAACGAAGGCUCCUCACGCCGACUGGUCGAGCCCCCAAUCCUGGCGGAGACACAGACAACAACCCUGGCGCGCUGGGCCAGGGCCAGCAGAUGGCAACUGGUCUGGGGACUUUCUUCUCCUUUUGGUGCUAUGUGACUCCCCUGUUAGGGGCAUGGUUGGCGGAUACCUAUCUUGGAAGAUACAAGACGAUCAUGGUGUCGAUUGCCAUCGCAGUCCUCGGCCACGUCCUUCUUACCACCAGUGCGUUACCGCCUGUCCUAGCGCGCACCGACGUUGCCCUCGUCUCCUUCGUUAUCGCGCUCGUCGUCUUCGGCCUCGGGACAGGAGGCUUCAAACCGAACAUCUCGCCUCUGAUCGCAGAGCAGAUUGUUUCCGAGAAGCUCCGGGUCUCUAUCGACCCUAAAAGCGGAGAGCGCGUGAUCAUCGACCCAGCCCAGACGUCGGCGAGGAUAUACAACUGGUUCUACCUCUUUAUCAACAUCGGCGCCUUGAUAGGCCAGCUUUCCAUGUCCUACGCCGCGCUGUAUGUCGGAUACUACCUCGCCUUCCUGCUGCCGACGCUGAUGUUCCUCCUCUGCCCUCUCAUCCUGAUCCUCAACAAGAAGACCUACCGCCUCACCCCUCCCCAAGGCUCCGUCCUGGGCCCGGCUAUCAACAUGCUCCUCUACGCCGUCCGGCCCCAUUGGUCGUGGAACCCUCUUCGCACAAUCGGCAAUGUCCGCAAGACUACCACGUUCUGGACCGCCGUACAACCCUCGCACAUCGCACCCCACAAGCGUCCGUCCUGGAUGACAUUUGACGACGCGUGGGUCUCCGAACUCCGCCGCGGUGUCAAAGCCUGCUCCGUCCUCCUCUGGUUCCCGCUGUACUGGCUCACGUAUAACCAGAUGAACAACAAUCUCACCUCACAGGCCGACACAAUGAAACAUGCCGGUGUGCCUCCGGAGAUUGUCUCGAAUUUAGAUCCUCUGGCCCUGAUAAUUUUGAUCCCGAUAUGUGAUUUGCUUAUUUAUCCCAGUCUUAGGAAACGGGGCGUGAAGUUGACGCCAAUCAGGAAGAUCACGUUGGGAUUCUGGCUGGGGGCCGCUGCCAUGGUCUAUGCGGCAUUCCUGCAGAGGUACAUAUACAUGCACAACGAGUGUGGAUAUUAUCCCUCCGAAGGCCAAGACCUCCCCGGCAGCGGCGGCAGCAGUAGUAGCCGAGAUUGUCCACCAGCUUCCAUCUCAAUAGCCUACCAAGCACCAAUCUACCUCCUCGUCGCGAUCAGCGAGAUCCUGGCCAGCAUCACCUCGAUCGAAUACGCAUUCACCAAGGCGCCGCGCAACAUGCGCUCCAUGGUGCAAGCAUUCUCGCUCUGCAUGAGCGCCGUGGCGAACGUGAUCGGCGAGGGGUUUCUGUGGCUGGCGAGGGACCCGUAUCUGGUGUGGAAUUUCGGCGUCAUGGGCGCGGUAGCCUUUCUCGCGGGGUGCAUGUUUUGGUGGUUCAACAGGGGGUUGGAUGCAGAGGAGGACGCGAUGAAUCAGUUGCCAGAGGGCAGGAUGGGGGGUGCAAAAAGCGGCGAGGGAUGGGGCAGGAGGAGAGCAGGAGAGGAAGGACAGGUACCCAAGCCUGAGGGUAGCGACUCCGGUCAUGGUGUUGAUGACACAAGUUGGAGUGAUCUGGGUGAAGCUUCUGACGCAUCCCACGAGAGUUUACUGGGCAAUAAAGCUUCACUGAGUGGCGAGGGGAGCUAG